AUGAGCAAUGAAUUAAAGUCUUACACUCGAGAUUUAUAUGGCUUCUGGGAUUGGGCCUCAGAGAAUCUACCAACAGAAAAUGAAGACGUGAACGAACUCGUUCUCUUAUGCAAACAAUUCCUAAUAUACGGGAAUCUUGUAGAUCGUGUAGGGCGAACGGCAGAAAUUUGCGGGAAGAAAGCAAAAGAUUUUAAAUAUAAAAUAGCAGAAGAGUCCUCUCAAAUAACAACAAUAAAAACUGUACACCUAGACAAAUUUAAACUCCCGCCUUCACGAUCGCAAGCUCUUAUCCAGAGACGAAGUGAAAUAGCGUCUGAAAAACAAGUUGAUCUGGAAUCCAAUGCUGUCAGUAGAAUUUUAAAUAUGGAAGUUAGAGCUCAGCUUCCUGCAGAUACUUCUGAUGCACUUUUAUGGAAAAGAAUCGAGCAGGCCAAGAAACUCUGGAAGCUUUUUGAUGCACAUUCAUUCUCUGUUAGCAGUAUUUCAAAAAUGACGUAUGAAGACAUUCAGUAUAUCAUAGAUAAUGUGCCAGUUGACUACAGCAUUAAGAUAGAAUCGUCCACCUGUGCUCAGCCGAAAGACACUUUGUUAAGUGAUGAGAAAAAUUCUGAAUUGUCACAUCCUGAUCUCAGGCAAUAA
Rhizophagus irregularis DAOM 181602=DAOM 197198 is the source of this 639-nucleotide messenger RNA. RefSeq lists its product as uncharacterized. The record is from RefSeq and is a predicted model, not a curated record. Lineage: Eukaryota; Fungi; Glomeromycota; Glomeromycetes; Glomerales; Glomeraceae.